This is a messenger RNA of Doryrhamphus excisus (bluestripe pipefish), 2387 nucleotides long. RefSeq names its product 14-3-3 protein beta/alpha-1. The record is from RefSeq and is a predicted model, not a curated record. NCBI's taxonomy places the organism in Eukaryota, Metazoa, Chordata, Actinopteri, Syngnathiformes, Syngnathidae.
GCGUCUUACAUAAGGCUGAUGUGAUUGUGCGGUGAGAAAAGAGGAAAUAGAAGUCGCCGUGUAACGGAAGUGGUAUUGCCCUGAGAUAUACGCUCAACGAGACGGUGGACAGAGGCUUUCACGUCUAGAGAGAGGGUUGAAAUAAUCAGGAUUAAAAGUCGCCGAUAUUUCUUGAAAAUGGAUAAGAACGACCUGGUACAGAAUGCCAAGCUGGCUGAGCAGGCCGAGCGCUAUGAUGACAUGGCCACAGCCAUGAAGAGUGUGACGGAGCAAGGUACCGAGCUGUCAAAUGAGGAGCGCAACCUUCUCUCCGUUGCCUACAAGAAUGUGGUCGGGGCACGCCGCUCAUCCUGGCGUGUCAUCUCCAGCAUUGAGCAGAAGAUUGAAGGCAAUGACAAAAAGAAGCAGAUGGCACGUGAAUAUCGGGAGAAGAUCGAAUCUGAGCUGCAGGAAAUCUGCCACGAUGUGCUUGGGCUACUGGACCAGUACCUCAUUGCCAAUGCAUCGAGUUCUGAAGGCAAGGUGUUUUAUCUGAAAAUGAAAGGCGACUACUACAGAUACCUGUCUGAGGUUGCAUCCGGAGACACUAAGAAGGAUACAGUGGAGAAUUCCCAGCAGGCGUACCAACAAGCCUUUGACAUUAGCAAGGGGGACAUGCAGCCUACACACCCCAUUAGGCUUGGCCUGGCCCUCAACUUCUCUGUCUUCUACUAUGAAAUCCAAAACAACCCGGAAAAGGCUUGCAGUCUGGCAAAGACGGCAUUUGAUGAAGCCAUCGCCGAGCUUGACACCUUGAACGAGGAUUCAUACAAAGACAGCACCCUGAUCAUGCAACUACUAAGGGACAACUUGACUCUGUGGACAUCAGAAAACCAGGGCGACGAGGGGGAGACCGGAGAAGGGGAAAACUGAUGGAAUUGCACUGUUAAUCCACCUACACUCUUAUCUUAAAACACAGACAGCUUAUAUACAUCCCCCCUCCACUCCAUCAGCCCCUCCCUCUUCUGUAUGACAAGCAGCCUGAAUUGCUCCUGACCAACUAGUUUACCCCUCUCAGUUUUCUGUGAGGUGACAGGGUCAUUUUCAGUUGUUAGUACGUUCGGUCACUUUGUAGAAACUUGUGUUGAUUAGUGAGUCCAUGUUUCUGUUUAUGUUAGCUUUGUGUGUAUGUUGGCUCGUUUGUGUGGAGUGAGCAAGCGUGAGUGUAAAAGAUAUUUUGUGUGUUUGCGUGCAUGCGAGUGUGUGUGUUUGUGUGUGUGCGUGCUCGAGCACAUGCCUGAGAGUGUGAUCUGGGGGGGGAGGGGGAGGUAUUGUGAAUUUAAAUCAUCAUUCUAAAUUCCUUUGUCCCAGCUAGUUUGUGGCGCAUUUUAACCCCCACUCCCUUUUUUUUUUGUUACUUUUAUUAUUGUGAUUCCUCAUGGUAUUUACAGGUUUUAUUGUAUGGUUUUAUUGUUUGGUAAUUAAACUGGCAAACACUGUGAUGGUAGGUGUUACAUUUGCUUCACAACCCAAAAGCAGUUUGCGUUCAGAAACGAAUACAAUCUUGAAUUCAACUUACUGCAAUUCUGCUGUGGGCUCAUACAGAAAGGAGGCAGGCUGUAUUGUGACACUGACAUCUUGAGUGUAAUGCGCCUCCAUCAUAUUCACAAACAUAAAGGGACCCCCUAAAUUACCAAGGAUGCCAGAAGGCCGAUGCUUAUUUCCUUUUACAAACAAAGUGGUGCAGAUUGGCUUUGUAGUUUGCAACAAGGAUUAUCAUGUGUAUGUUAAAAAAACAAAAGUAAUCUUUGAUGUUGUUCAAAAAUGUUUGAUCGCAUUUGAUCAAACGUGCUUACAACAUCUUCUAAAAGUUGCUGAUUUCUCAAGAAAAUUGGAUUUUUAUACAAAAGUGCUGAUAAAUCAUAUGAAGGUGCCAUUUCAUAUUUUGAAACAGCUCAGUGUCACAAUACCAUAUAUCACCACUACAUUCCACAUAUUGUAGUUAAAGACACCAUUCCACGUUACAGAUGACAGCCUGUUUAUUCUGACAAAGCUCAGAGGAAUUGAAAUAAUGUUUUGUUCAUUAAAAAGUUUCAUUAUGCUUGACGAAAAUGCAGUUAGUGAAUGUGGAACGAAGCCUGUCUGUAUAUCUGGUAUCUACUUGCUUUGUUUUUACUGACAAGUCUAUGGCUAAAAUUUGCUUCUGUAACAGUCUAUUACCCAGUGCACACACGUGGUUGUGAAAAUUUAGUAUAGUUCUGAAAAGCAACGAUGACUUGGAGAAACAAUGGUCGGUGUAACUCUAGCUUUGUGUUUAUGUAUCUUAAAACCAUACUAGUUUCACUAUACAUGUAAUAAAUAGGAACGUGUCAAAGACCAUUCAGUGAAAUAAAAGUUUCGUUUAAGAA